AGAGGAGGAGAGAGGAGGAGAGCGGAGGCUUUGGGGGUGGAACCACUCACUGAGGCUGCUGCCCUUCCCGGAAGAAAGGAAGAACACAUGGGCAAUGGCAUAGGAUGAUGUUUGGAGCCAGUACCUACAGCUCUAGGGACCCCAGAACCGCAGCAUCCCGUACCCAGAGCAGCCUGUCCAGCCCCAGGUCAACAGAGAAUCACGGGUUAGAGCUGCAGCUGCAGAUGCUGUUCCCCUAAGACAUGUGGCUUUGGCGCAUAAAGCCGUGGGGCCUCGCACCUGGAGGGCUGAAAUGGAAGGGAGGACUCCGCUACCCUCCUGUUUUGCUGCCUCUGAGGCCGGUCAGUGGCUGCAGGGCCCCGUUGGUGACAGCGACAGCCUUGGUCAAGCACUGGGCACAGCUCUUUGAGGAAAGGGGAGUGCCCGAAGCCCGGGAAUCCAGCGAGUACAUCGUAGCUCAUGUGCUUGGAGCCAAAACAUUUCAGAGCCUGCUGGCCAGCCAGAGAUCCACCUGCGUCACUGACCUUCAACGGAAGCAGAUUGGAGAGCUGUGCGCUCGGAGGCUUCAGAGGAUGCCUGUGCAGUAUGUCAUUGGUGAAUGGGAUUUCCAGGGCCUCACUCUCAAGAUGGCGCCUCCAGUCUUCAUCCCACGGCCUGAAACUGAGGUAGGAAAGCUGUCUGUGGCCAUGAGGCCAGCUCUCCUUGGUGGGGGGGAGCUAGUAUCUAUAUGGACACAUCACCUACCUACUCAUGUAAAUACAUAUGCUGGGGAUGUCUCUGUUCUCUGCCCUCUAUUAAUCCAUGAGCACAUGCAAUGGGGGACACACGCCUCACCCUAUCCUUUUCCUCUUCUUCCCCACAGGUUCCAUUUGGAAAAUAGGAUCCAGAUUGUCCGCCAUGAUAUCACUUCUGGAGUGAACAGGAAACAGCUGCUUCCCUGGGGACCAGUGGACUUUGUGGUCAGCAACCCCCCAUACAUUUUCCAUCGUGACAUGGAGCAGCUGGCCCCCGAGAUCCUCAGCUAUGAAGACACUGAGAGUUUGGAUGGAGGUGAGGAUGGCAUGAGGGUGAUAAGAGAGAUCCUGUCCCAGGCACCCAUGCUGCUGAAAGACUCAGGAAGCAUCUUCCUAGAAGUUGACCCUCGGCAUCCAGAGCUAGUUGGGAAUUGGUUACAAAGCCACCCUGACCUGGCUCUUUCAAUCUCUGCCACACAUGUUGACUUCUGUGGCAAGCCCCGGUUCCUACAUAUUCGCAAGUUGAGGUAGUGGCAGUUGGGGUACCCAGAACAUACCAAACCUCUGGUUCAUGGGAGCUUCCAGCAGAUCCAUCUUUUGAAGGCUAAUAAUGCAGCAAGAGGCAAGGUUGUCCUCCCAGGAUUGAGGGCCCAGACUCCGGGAGCAUGGGGUUCUCCAUGGUGGAGGAGUAGGGAUGGGGGAGGUCUAUGGGGAUCUUAUUCCAUCCAUCCUCUUGCUACCAAGAUGCUCAGGUUUAGGAUAGACACUGGAGGGUCUUUACCCCUGUCCUGGGCCUGCUCACUAGUAGUGGGGGUUGGUGUUUAUUCUCCUUCACAGAAAUAUUCCUUAUAGACCCUCAGGAGAACUUACCACCUCCUUUCCUUACGAACAUCACACCCCCACGUCAUCAACAACUACUCCUAACCAGUCAAUAUGGAGAAAAGCUAUUGCCCUGACCAGAAACAGGGAUAGACAAAAAUGACCUCCAUUGGUCUUUUCUAAAGAGUACUAGAUUUGGAGAUGAGGGACCUAGAUUCAAAUCUGUGACCAAUUUUGCCACUACUAACUGUGAGAUAUAUGAGCCUCAGUUUCCUCUCCUGUUGAAAUGGGAAUAAUAAUAUUUGCAUCCUCUUCACAGGGUUAUUAGAAUCAAAUAAGAUAAUGUACAUAGCAUGUUUUGUAAACUCAAGAGUUUAAUGUUAAAUAAAUGUAA
Messenger RNA from Vombatus ursinus (common wombat), 1947 nucleotides. RefSeq names its product HemK methyltransferase family member 1 (gene HEMK1). The record is from RefSeq and is a predicted model, not a curated record. Gene Ontology annotation, cellular component: mitochondrion. Lineage: Eukaryota; Metazoa; Chordata; Mammalia; Diprotodontia; Vombatidae. Bases 243 to 1265 code for a protein of 340 amino acids. Gene Ontology annotation, biological process: methylation. Gene Ontology annotation, molecular function: nucleic acid binding; methyltransferase activity. The transcript has 9 exons.